Molecule: messenger RNA, 1840 nt
Organism: Heterocephalus glaber (naked mole-rat)
Lineage: Eukaryota; Metazoa; Chordata; Mammalia; Rodentia; Bathyergidae
Gene: Sgce
Product: sarcoglycan epsilon
Cellular component (GO): membrane; sarcoglycan complex
Source: RefSeq, a predicted model, not a curated record
GGGAUCAAGAAGGGGGGUUGUUGCUGGAUGCUGAUGUUGAACUGGCCAAGCUGGGUGGAAAGAAAAGGAGGGGAGGGGAGAAUCGAGGACAGCCGGCCUAGCCAGGCCGAGAAUGCAAUUGCCCCGGUGGUGGGAGCUGGGAGACCCCUGUGCUUGGACGAGGCAGGGUCGGGGGACAAGAAGGAUGAGCCCCGCGACCACUGGCACAUUCUUACUGACAGCUUUCUUAUUAAGCUGUGCCGAUGGCAUAAAUGGAACAGUUAACCGAAAGACCAAACAGGCCCACAAUUUUGUAAUCAGCAGAAAAAUGACUGCUGGGAGGAAAGACGUGUACACUAUUUUCUCGAAGGUGCACUCUGACUGGAAUGUGUACCCGUCUGCAGGUGUCCUCUUUGUUCAUGUUUUGGAAAGAGAAUAUUUUAAGGGGGAAUUUCCACCUUACCCAAAACCUGGUGAAAUUAGUAAUGAUCCCAUAACAUUCAACACAAAUUUAAUGGGUUACCCAGACCGACCAGGAUGGCUUCGAUAUAUCCAAAGGACACCAUAUAGUGAUGGAGUCUUAUAUGGGUCUCCAGCUGCUGAAAAUGUGGGAAAACCAACAAUCAUUGAGAUAACUGCCUACAAUAGGCGAACCUUUGAGACUGCAAGGCAUAAUUUGAUAAUUAAUAUAAUGUCAGCAGAAGACUUCCCGUUGCCAUAUCAAGCAGAAUUCUUCGUUAAAAAUAUGAAUGUGGAAGAAAUGUUGGCCAGUGAGGUUCUUGGAGACUUCCUGGGCGCAGUUAAAAAUGUGUGGCAGCCAGAGCGCCUGAAUGCCAUCAACAUCACGUCAGCCCUAGACAGGGGUGGAAGGGUGCCGCUUCCCAUUAAUGACAUGAAGGAAGGUGUUUAUGUCAUGGUUGGUGCCGAUGUCCCAUUUUCUUCUUGUUUACGAGAAGUUGAAAAUCCACAGAAUCAAUUGAGAUGCAGCCAAGAAAUGGAGCCUGUAAUAACCUGUGAUAAAAAGUUUCGUACUCAAUUUUACAUUGAUUGGUGCAAAAUUUCACUGGUUGAUAAAACAAAGCAAGUUUCCACCUAUCAGGAAGUGAUCCGAGGAGAGGGGAUUUUACCUGAUGGUGGAGAGUACAAACCCCCUUCUGAUUCUUUGAAAAGCAGAGACUAUUACACGGAUUUCCUAAUUACACUGGCUGUGCCCUCGGCAGUAGCACUGGUCCUCUUUCUAAUACUUGCUUAUAUCAUGUGCUGCCGACGGGAAGGAGUGGAAAAGAGAAACAUGCAAACACCAGACAUUCAGCUGGUCCAUCACAGUGCUAUUCAGAAAUCUACCAAGGAGCUCCGAGAUAUGUCCAAGAACAGAGAGAUAGCAUGGCCCCUGUCAACACUGCCUGUGUUCCACCCGGUGACUGGGGAAAUCAUUCCGCCUCUGCACACAGACACCUAUGAUGGCACCAACAUGCCACUGAUGCAGACACAGCAGAACUUGCCGCAUCAAACUCAGAUUCCCCAACAGCAGAGUACAGGAGAUUUUCGUUUGACAACUUUUCAAAGAUUUGAGGUAAAUGGUAUCCCUGAAGAAAGGAAACUGACCGAGGCAAUGAAUUUAUAACCAGACAAUACUGCAGUGAUGUGUAUUUCUUUUCUUUCCCCAAAAUGCAUGAAUUCUUCUGGCAUCUGGUGUGCAUGUUGACAGUAUUAAGUAUGUACCAAAUAAUACAGCAUAACUUUCAUUUUACUAAUGUAUUUUUUUGUACUUAAAACAUUUUUGACAAUUUGUAAGACAUUGAUGACUUUAUAUUUGUUACAAUAAAAGAUGAUCUUUAAAAUAAAUAUUAAUGAAGCCUAA